Seriola dumerili (greater amberjack) is the source of this 1272-nucleotide messenger RNA. It is a transcript of the gene endog, whose product is annotated as endonuclease G. NCBI's taxonomy places the organism in Eukaryota, Metazoa, Chordata, Actinopteri, Carangiformes, Carangidae. The record is from RefSeq and is a predicted model, not a curated record. Gene Ontology annotation, cellular component: nucleus; mitochondrial inner membrane. The transcript is spliced from 7 exons. Bases 23 to 910 code for a protein of 295 amino acids. Gene Ontology annotation, molecular function: single-stranded DNA endonuclease activity; metal ion binding; RNA endonuclease activity. Gene Ontology annotation, biological process: apoptotic DNA fragmentation.
UAGCAGCUAAACCACCGGCACCAUGAGACGGUGGUGUAGGACCGGAGCGACCUUGGUGUUUGGAGCGGGACUCGGAGCUGCGGUCAGCCGCCUACUGAGCCUCAGAGGCGGGGAGGAGGAGGACGGUUUGCUCAACAGAGUCCCGGUGGUCCCGGUCCCGAGAGUCCAGGCCUCCGAGCUGACGUUGAGUCCAGGUAAGUCAGGAGCUGUGAUGAAGUAUGGCUUCCCCUCAUUGGCCAACAUCAAGACCAGAGAGUCCUACGUCACCUCCUACGACCCUCGCACACGCACUGCAUCCUGGGUAAUAGAGAGGCUGAAUCCCUCGUCUCUGAGUGGCCCGUCAGACAGGAAGUACUGCGACUUCAAAGAGGACGACAGCAUACACAUGUUUCACAGAUCGACCAACGCUGACUUCAAAGGGAGUGGCUUUGACAGAGGUCACCUGGCUGCUGCAGCCAAUCACAAGUGGAGUCAGAAAGCUAUGGAGGACACCUUCUACCUGAGCAACGUCGCUCCACAGAACCCUAACUUGAACCAGAACACCUGGAACAAUCUGGAGAAACUGUGUCGCUCUCUGACCAAACGCUACCUCAACGUGUACGUCUGCACUGGCCCGCUCUACCUGCCCAGGCAGGAGGCUGAUGGGAAACUCUACGUUCAUUAUCAGGUUAUUGGGCGAAACCACGUCGCUGUGCCAACACACUUCUUCAAGGUGCUGAUCCUGGAGCAGGCCGAUGGUAGGGGGGUGGAGCUUCGGUCGUACGUUUUACCAAAUGGACCAAUAGAUGACAAGGUUCCUCUGGAGCGUUUCCUGGUUCCCAUAGAAACUGUGGAGAGAGCGUCAGGACUUCUGUUUGUCCCGAACAUCAUGAAGAGAACGAGCAGCCUGCAGGCCAUCGCCCACAAGUAAAUCAGCAGGUUUUAAAGUAGAGGUCCAGACCCGUCCAGAGACCUGAGUCUUAUGGGGUCAGGAAGGGUUCUGGUUUUACUGCUGGUCUCAGGUCUGUGUGUCGUCAUGAUCCGAGUGGAAAACAUAUUGAACUCAUAUUUCAGACAGGAUGGUUUUCUCCAGUCUGAUCCAGGUCCAAGUCCAGGUACUUCCUCUACUUAACUGUAUAAAAAGUCAACUCUAUAAUCUACUGAUGAAUACGAGUCUCUCUGACUCAGGUGUUUCUGUUUCUUAUUUUAAUGGCUCGACUUUCAUAUUAUUUAAUUUCUUUUUCUUUCUGUGGUCAAUAAAGAUCUAUUAUCCAUGUGUUUUAAAUAAAGUUU